Messenger RNA from Micromonas commoda, 576 nucleotides. RefSeq lists its product with no specific name. The transcript has a single exon. Bases 1 to 576 code for a protein of 191 amino acids. The record is from RefSeq and is a predicted model, not a curated record. Lineage: Eukaryota; Viridiplantae; Chlorophyta; Mamiellophyceae; Mamiellales; Mamiellaceae.
AUGCCGUCGAUUUGGCGGCCGAACGUGAGAGUGACCCUCGACGAGGACGGUGAAGUUGAGGACGCGGAAAGGGGGGGAGAGGAGUUGACGAAGAAGGGCACGAAGCGGAAGAGGGCCCCUUGCACGAAGGGGCCAUGCGAGCACGGGGUGAAGUAUCGGUCGAACUGCACGGUGUGCCGCGCUUGCCCGCACGGUCGUCGGCGCUCUCGGUGCAAGGAGUGCGGUGGUGCAUCAAUCUGCGAGCACGGCCGUCAGCGCUCUAUUUGCAAGGAGUGCGGCGGGUCCGGCAUCUGCGAGCACGGUCGUCGGCGCUCUACAUGCAAGGAGUGCGGUGGUGCAUCAAUCUGCGAGCACGGCCGUGUGCGCUCUCAAUGCAAGGAGUGCGGUGGGUCUCAAAUCUGCGAGCACGGUCGUAGGCGCUCUACAUGCAAGGAGUGCGGUGGGGGCUCGAUCUGCGAGCACGGCCGUGAGCGCUCUAGGUGCAAGGAGUGCGGUGGGUCUCAAAUCUGCGAGCACGGUCGUAGGCGCUAUCAGUGCAAGGAGUGCGGUGGGCCUAGAAUCUCCACUCCGCCGUGA